This is a messenger RNA of Brassica rapa (field mustard), 4149 nucleotides long. RefSeq names its product protein PXR1. NCBI's taxonomy places the organism in Eukaryota, Viridiplantae, Streptophyta, Magnoliopsida, Brassicales, Brassicaceae. The record is from RefSeq and is a predicted model, not a curated record.
AUCUUGGUCAAAAGUUGGUUCUGAGGGUGGUCUCUAAGAGCACGAAGCAGUACCGCAGUGGGCUAAAAGCUGAAGUCAAUGAUAAUAUUUGAAGGUCCACAAGUUCUGAUAACUGACCCUCAACCUCUUGUUUUGGAAAACAAUAUUACCUUUCUUUCUUACGUAAACAAAACAAAUCUUGUUUCUUACAAAGGAUUUAGUUAUAUUCCUUCAAUGUUGUAGAUGUUUUGGUUAAAUCCAUAACUUUUCUUUGUUUUCUCCAGAAUGUAUCUAAGACCUUUCUAUACAAAGGUAUAUAAACAAAGUAUUCAAACCGACCUUAGCUCAGUUGGUAGAGCGGAAGACUGUAGUAGUUGCUGUAAUCUUUAGGUCGCUGGUUCGAUUCCCGCAGGUCGGAAUUUUUUUAUCUUUUUGUUUAAGUUAUCACUUCUAGGUUUAGAGAUGUGCACUUGACGCGAUUGCUUGUGGGGUUGUUGCGUGUAAACUUUACAUCUUUCGAAAAGGAAAAUAUAAAAUAUGAAGUAAUUUUAUGUAUAUGAGUAAACUAACUCAACUUACAUCGUGUUCGAUUUUCCCCUUCAGUUUAUUUUUCUAGGAUAUAUAACAACAAUACACAUGUUGAUGGUUACAAAUAGGCAUGGGGCAUUCGGGUCAGAUUUCUCAAAUUUUAGUUAUUUUUUAUAAUACUUUCUAGGUUCCAUUCUAAUAAAUUUGCAAAUACGGGUCAGAUUCGGAUAUAACGCAUCGGAUUUUGGUUGGUUUUGUAACACAUCAUAGAAUCCAUAAAAUAAUCAUAUAUCGUUUGGAUUCGGGUUAUAUCGAAUCGGUUCAGAUAUACCCGAAAUAAAAUCUAAAAGUAAAACAUGAAAAUAUAUACUUAUUUAUAUAUAAUAAACUAUUUGAAGUAUAUAUUCAUGUUUCAUAUAAUUAUAUUGUAUAUUAGUUUGGACAUUUGGAUCGGUUUUUCUCAUAUAUUUUUAAGAUUUUUUGGUUUUUCGAGUUACCCGUUCAGAUUCGGUUAAUAACAUUUCAGGUUUAUAUAUGUUUUGUACUAUCUUACAAAGCCUAUUCUUUUAUUUUUAAUAUUUUAAAUUGGGUAUGAUCGAGUUUUUUGUUUCGAGUUCAGUUCGGAUUUCGGGUUAUGGAUUUUAUGCCGAUGCUUAGUUACAUACUUACAAUUAAGUACGUAAUUUCAGCAGUAUGUUUUAUGUCUCCAAUGGUAUUAAAAGGAUGAGUUCCAAACUUCCAAUUCCUACUUCCAAUGAUCCCAUCCGAUCCAAAUCUGAAGACACGUUUCACUUGUGGAUGUUAUGAAUAACGAAAACACACCAAUAAUGAAUUCUCAUUUUAACUUUUUGAGAAAGAAGCUGAAGCUUUUGUCAAAGUGUAUCCAAUAAUGAAAAAAAAAUGAAUUUUGAAAUCAUGAGACCACAUCUUGUAUUACUAUUUAUGCUUUUUGUUAGAAAGGGACGAGACACUAAAGAACCAACAACAAAGGAUUGUUGACCUACAAGCCCUUUCUCCAUCUCUUAAUGAGGAAGUAAUUGUAAUAUUACAUAUAUUCUCAAUUUCCUCACACAAAAUAUAUUGAAAUGUACUUCAAGACAAAUAUAUUUUGGUUUGGACAAAAUACUUCUAGACAAAUAUUUUUUUUUUUUUUGAAAAAGGCUUACUUCUAGACAAAUAUUAAGUAAGAAUAUUAAGAGUAACCCAACUGAGACAAACAAAUAGUAUAAGAUAAUCCAUAGUUCCAUAUUAACCAUAAUAUUUACACAAGUCCAUACUAAUAUAUAUUCUAUUUCUGUUUUAUGAUAUUUUAUUACAUAUAUACAAUGCAUGUAUAUAUAUUCCACACAACAAAUUGCAUAACAAUUUGUUUCAGCACAGUGAUAGUGGGCAUGAUUUGUAGUUUGUACUUAUCAUUCAAGUCCUAGCUACUUUUAGAAUAAAGUUUUAUACAUUAAUAAAUUUGUGCUACAAACAGAUUUCACGUAUCAAUAUCACGGUUAUAGCUGCUUUACUGGCUGAGUAAACUAAUUACAAGUGGACAAAGUCACUAAUAUAGUGCGAUGCUGCUUUUUUUGUUUUUUAUCAUAAAUAAUACAAAUAUUGAUCUUAAUCUGAUAGCUUUCAGUGUAUUAAUUACUUGAACCACUAGUCUAUCGUACGUAGCAUGCCAAUAUACAUGAGAUAUUUGUAAUGAUAAGCGAUCUUCCGGAUUUUUGUCAAGAAUGGAUUCGCAAUGAGCACGUUCUUAAACUUCUUCUAGAAUUAGUCGUCGUUAGUGAUCGUCUUAAUCAAUCAUGCAUGCUUUAAAUUGAUUUCAGUAAUAUCUUACAUAUUGUAAACAUAAACAUUAUAUUAAUAUUACAGAACUCAGUUUUAAUAAUAUUACAAAUAAAAUAAACAUUAUUUAGAGAAUAAUAUCAUUCGAUACAAGACAAAGGCUCUUUAACUAACAAAAUCUUUAGGAGUUGCAUACUUUCCAUGAUCAAUAGUAUUUUAUAUCAAAGAUUUUUUUUAACAACAUUUUAUAUCAAAGCUAAUGAGUUAACAUGCUACAGCCUUGUUGGAUUAAUACAGUACCACAUUUUCUGAACAAACCUCUCAUUUUUAAUUAUUUAUGGCUAUAUAUAUAUUCUUCUUAUUAUUACGAAUAAAAUAACAUUUUAAUUUUGUAUUGGAAAUUAAAAUACGAAACCUCAAAGCUAAAGGAAAAUCCCAAUAUAUAUAUAUAUAUAUAUAUAAUUUUCAUAACAUACAUAUUAAGACAAUAUAUAGCUUAGUCACCACAUUUUUGUUGUUGUUGUUAUUGUUAUACUUUGCAUUUAAAUGACAAAGCCCCAUACAAAAACCAUAUUAUGUCGUUUAAAUUUCUUAUAGUUGCUCAAAAACAAGUUAUUACAAUUUAGAAACUUUUUUUUUGAUCAAAAGUUGUGUAGUAAGUUCUCCUGUCAAGAGAGAAUUUCUACCACGUUUAACAUGUAAAUAACGUAAAAACGAAAGUAUGGUCAACCCGCGUUUUAUUGUAGACUACACUGAGUGACCCAGUAUAAAUACUCACAUGGAUCAAAGCUAAGUUCUCUCAAGAAACAAAGUAAAAGAAAAAAAAAAGAACAAAGAGAGAAACAUAUUCUCAGUUUCUUUACAUGAAUAUAAACUGAGAACACAAUUGGUCUUUUAUUCUCAAAAGUCCUCCAUUUCUUCACUUUUUAGGGUUUUUUCUUCUUUUUCUUCGGUUCCUAUCUUCACCAAUGGAUUCUUUUAGCUCUCAGAAAACUAAACCAAGAAAGACAAAAAGGCUUGCGAAAAAGUCUCGUGUUCAGAUAAUCUUGGACCUGUUUUACCGGGCGAUCGAGAUAGUUCUUGUUCUGGUUACAGUAGCUAAGCUAUGCUAUCAGCUCGUUAUCACGUUGCAUGAUUCUGGUGUCGCCGCGGUUGUUAUCGCAAACCGCAAUCUUGCGUUUGUUGUAGCAAACGCGAUAGUCAUCGCUCUAAUCGCGAAAUCAGGCCUUCUCUUGAAUCAAGAAGUUGUUACGAAGUCCAAACGCAACGCUCUUUACGAGGAGUUUGUUCAAGAGAGCUCAAGGAGAGAUGAAGGAAAACAGAGCGAAGCAGAGAAAGAGACACUGAGCAUAACUGAGACCAUAGCCAAACAGAGCAAACCUGAGAAGGCUACAAAACAGAGAGAUUCAGUGAAGAGAGAGAAGCAAAGCAUAGUUGAGCAUCAAGAGAAGAAGAUGGAGAAACAGAAGAGACAAAGUCAGAGCUACCAACGAAGCAGGUCGGAGAAUUUGGAGGGUUUGGAGAAGAGUUCAUGUGGAAUAUUAAGGAGAUCAGAGACGGAUACGUCAUCUGAUAGAUUUGAUUCUGAAGAUGAACUCCGGUACAAGAUCGAGUCUUUCAUUGCAAGGCAGAGGAGGAAUCAAAAUGAUGAUUAGCUUGGUAUAGCUUAGAUAAAACACAUAUAUUAAAAUAUCAAAGAUAGUUUUUGCAAAUACCAUUCACGUAUAAUAAUGUGAGUGUUUGUUAUAAAAGGGUGAAAAUAUUUUAAAUCCUUGGCAUAAAUUUUUGUUUAUCUUUUUAUUCUGUUGUAUUUCUUUGUAUAAUAUUUUUGGUAAUCCAGUAUAAUAUAACAAAAAUGAAUAU